This is a messenger RNA of Dentiscutata heterogama, 279 nucleotides long. Lineage: Eukaryota; Fungi; Glomeromycota; Glomeromycetes; Diversisporales; Gigasporaceae. The record is from the annotation of a GenBank genome assembly.
AUGAUUGAUCCACAUAGUUCUUUGAAUUCAACAGCUGGAAUUGGUGUAUUCUUUGCUAAUGAUAACUCAUGCAAUUUAUCGGAACAUUUGCCUAGUCCACAACAAACAAAUAAUCAUGCCAAGUUGUAUGUAGUGAUUCGUGCUCUAGAAGUAACUGCGUCUCAUCUCGAUUUGCUCAUCAACACCGAUAGCAUAUACGUGAUUCAAUCCUAUAAUAUGUACUCAUUCAAGGAUAAUUGUGAUUUAGUAAACCAGAUAAACAAGAUCAUUCAAAUGUGA